Molecule: messenger RNA, 1563 nt
Organism: Aspergillus puulaauensis
Lineage: Eukaryota; Fungi; Ascomycota; Eurotiomycetes; Eurotiales; Aspergillaceae
Exons: 4
Coding region: 1-1563 (520 amino acids)
Molecular function (GO): iron ion binding; monooxygenase activity; oxidoreductase activity, acting on paired donors, with incorporation or reduction of molecular oxygen
Source: RefSeq, a predicted model, not a curated record
AUGCCGUUGCACGACCUUGCGCGAACCGCGCUGGACGCGGCUGCUACCUCCUCCCAGCACAUCUCCCCCAUCCAUCUUGCCCUCUCCCUCCUGGCCACCUACCUCGUUUCCUACGUGGUAUACUACCGAUAUCUGCAUCCGCUGGCGGGCUACCCAGGGCCAUUCUGGGCGAGCCUGACGAAUUUUUGGAAGGUCUACGAGUGCUGGACGAUGGCACUGCCCUCGCGUAUGUGCGACGUGCACGCCAGGUACGGGCCUGUGGUUAGGAUCGGGCCUAAUGAUCUGAUGUUCAAUGGAGGCGAGACGAUUGCGCCAAUUUACAAGGCCGGUAGGAAGAUGCCCAAGGGGGUCUUUUAUGACUCGUUUGUCUCGACUGUGCCAGAGAUCUUUUCGACGAGGGAUGAAAAUUUCCAUACCAUGCGCCUAAAGCAAAUCGGGCAGGGCUUCUCUCCAGCAGCGCUCAAGAACAUGGAACCCAUGUUCGAUCGCCACAUCCAGAAUCUCAUGGGCAGCCUGGAGAAACACGCGAGGAACGGCACGGUGCUGGAUCUCAAGCAGGCGCUCGCGUUCUACGGCUACGAUGUCACGGGCCAACUGGCAUUCGACCACAACUUCGAGACGCAGGUCAUGGACGAUCCAGACAAGAUGCCCCCGCUCAACAACCAUUUCUUCCUCGGCAACAUCUACGGCUGCGUUGCUAAUCUACUUCCCUGGGUCCGCAACUGGACGGCGUGGUUGCCCUGGGUGCAGAAGAUGAUCAAGAGUCGCAUUGAGCUGACAGGGAUCGCGGCAGAGUGCAUUGCCCGGGGAAUGCAGCGGCAUAAUGACAAGGCUGAGCCGGGAACUCUGCUUGCGGCCUUGAUCGGUGCGACGAAUCCUGAUACAGGGGAGAAGCUGACAGCCGAGGAGAUCAACUCAGAGUCUUUUUUGUUCCUUGUCGCCGGUGCGCAUACGACUUCGAGCGCUUUGGUUGUUCUCCUCUUCCAUCUCCUCCACAACAAGCAGAUCCUCAACAAAUUCAUCCAGGAGAUUGACGCCGUCCUCCCGGGCCAAGAGUAUCACGUCUACCCCUUCAAGGGCCUCGAGGCGUCCCUCCCCUACGGCAUGGCCUGCAUAAGAGAAGCCUUUCGCAUCGCGCCCACAGCAGCGCUCCUACUACCCCGCGUCGUAACAAGCCCAGAAGGGGCCAGAAUCGGCCAAUGGCACAUUCCUCAAGGGACAAACUGCGCCAUAGUGAGCACAUGCCUGCACCACAACCCAGACAUCUGGGGCCCGUCGCACAACGAGUACGACCCCUUGCGGUUUGUGGCAGGGAGUGAGCGGUAUAACGCGAUGUAUCAUACGUACCUGCUGCAUUUCGGGCAGGGAAACCGGCAGUGCAUCGGGCGGAACAUCGCGCUCAUGUCAAUCUGGAAAAUUCUCGUGUCAGUGCUAAAGAAUUACGAGUUCGAGCUGGUGGACCCGGACGAGAAGUUUGUUAUGUUGGAAUAUGGGGUUGGGGACAAAAAGGGGCCCUUGCAUGUGCGUGUGAGGCGGAGGGGAGCUAUCGAGCCUCGCCCUUGA